This is a messenger RNA of Cornus florida, 2721 nucleotides long. RefSeq names its product inositol-tetrakisphosphate 1-kinase 1-like. Lineage: Eukaryota; Viridiplantae; Streptophyta; Magnoliopsida; Cornales; Cornaceae. Gene Ontology annotation, cellular component: cytoplasm. Gene Ontology annotation, biological process: inositol trisphosphate metabolic process. Bases 241 to 1338 code for a protein of 365 amino acids. Gene Ontology annotation, molecular function: inositol-1,3,4-trisphosphate 6-kinase activity; ATP binding; inositol-1,3,4-trisphosphate 5-kinase activity. The transcript is spliced from 3 exons. The record is from RefSeq and is a predicted model, not a curated record.
UCGCUUCUCUCUCCAUUCUCUCUCUGUAAUGUUAUAUCUAUAUUUAUAUAUAUAUCUAUAUAUAUGUGUGUGCGUGAGUCUGUGAUUUUCAAUUUCAUUGAAGUGCAGAGGACAUGAAUAAAACCCUAGCUUUCAAUUGUUUUCUUUGAAUUUUAGGGUUUUAAUUUUGAAUGUGGAUUGAGUUGGAAAGGUUAUGAAUGUUAUAGCAUUGUUGAUAGCGAAGUUUGAGGAAGAUCAUCAAUGGCGGAACCAAUGAGGAGAUUCGGAGUCGGUUACGCGCUCGCGCCGAAGAAGCAGCAAAGCUUCAUUCAGGUUUCUCUGGUGAAUCUCGCGAGAGAGCGUGGUGUCGAUCUCAUUCGGAUCGAUACGGACAAGCCCUUGGCUGAUCAAGGGCCGUUCGAUUGUCUGAUUCACAAGCUGUGCGGCGAGGAAUGGAGGAAGGAGUUGGAGGAGUAUUCGGUGAGAAACCCUAAUGUGUUGGUAAUCGACUCGCCGGAGGCUAUCGAGAGGCUGCACAACCGGAUUUCGAUGCUACAGGUGGUGUCGGAGUUGGAGAUUGAGAGUAGCAGUGAAUCGUUUGGGGUUCCGAAGCAGAUUGUGAUUUACGACUCGGAGACGCUCUUGGAUCAGGAGAAGUGGGGGGAAGGGUUGAAGUUCCCGGUGAUUGCGAAACCGUUGGUGGCCGAUGGGAGUGCCAAGUCCCAUAAGAUGUCGCUGGUGUUCAACCAAGAUGGCUUGAACAAGCUGAAACCGCCGAUUGUGUUGCAAGAAUUUGUGAAUCAUGGUGGGGUUAUCUUUAAAGUGUAUGUUGUUGGGAAGUAUGUGAAGUGUGUGAAGAGGAAGUCUUUACCUGAUGUGACGGAGGAAAAAUUGAGGAGUUUGGAGCCCUCCUUGUCGUUUUCGCAGGUUUCUAAUCUCACUACUCAUGAAAAGAAUGAUGAUAUAUAUUGUAAGAUGAUGAAUUUGGAAGAUGCAGAGUUGCCGCCGGAGAGUUUCAUUACUGAUAUUGCUUGGGGGUUGCGGCGAGCAAUGAAGCUGCACCUUUUUAACUUUGAUGUCAUUAGGGACACAAGAAUCGGAAAUAGGUACCUUGUUAUUGACAUCAACUACUUUCCUGGGUAUGCAAAGAUGCCAUCGUAUGAGACUGUCUUGACAGACUUUUUCUGGGAUCUUUUGGAAAAGAAAGAGACUGGUUUUGAUGAUACUCAGCAGGUGAUUAGUUGCGAGAAAGAAGCAAGGAAAUUGGUAGACAAUAAUGGCUGUGGUGAGGAGGAUGAUGGUUCCCUUCCAGUUUCACCUCUUAGUAGGGAAGAAAAGGAGAACUCCUUUCAAGUUUGACGAUGUGUAUCAAAUACACAUGGUGCAACUUGCUGGUCCAUCCGGCGGAAGAGUUGAGUCAGCAGAAUAUGCUCAAGUGCGGUGAUCCUCCUCUUGGUUUGUGGGUUGAAGCAAGCUGCCCACAUUUCUUUUAGAUAGCAGCUAGUGUAGCGGUGAAUAAGUAGGUUCUUUGCUUCAGUUUCUGCAUCCUGACGACAUACAAGCUGUUCCUUGUGAUCAUGUACAUUCCAUUGUUGCUUUGGAGAUAGGUGCUUGCUUUUCAGAUAGGAUUUGCCGAGUCUGAUCCAAAUGCCAUAAAAUUAAGUGGCGACGUGCUUGAGGAGUUACGAGUUGAGGUAUAUUUUGUGUUAGAUAGGCAUGACUUGAAUUCUAAAUUGUAGAAUGUGCAUCUGAUUCUUCUGUUGUUGGGUGUCCAAUGAAGAAAUAGAACCUAGUUCAGUAGAAGUUUCGAUAGGCAUCUCUGAAUAGAAUUUUCAUUCACUCUUCAGAGAUGAAGGAAAAUUGGCGAUUGCUUUAAUCAAUGUCCCCAUUUCCAAGAUGUAAGGAUUCGAUGAGGAUGAUAUGUAACAUGCAAAAGCCUUGUACUCAUACCUGAGUCCAUGUUACACAGUGGAGCCAAUGCAGAAACUCUGUAAAACAUUAAGCCCAGUGCGAAGGAGUUGCAGGAUAAAGAGUAUAUAUGACGGUGUCCUGAACUUUUCUUUUUUAAGUUUCUAGUUUGCCCAGAACAGAUUUGCUAUGAUGCUGUAAUUGCAUGACGAUGGACUUGUGGCACAUGAUAUCUGUUGGCAUAAUGUAACUUCAUUCAAUAUUCCCAAUCAAGUACUGCUCAAGGAUUACCACAGACCUCUUUUCUUGACAUACCGAGAUUGACAAUAAUAUGUUAUUUUGGGCUGGAUUACCUUUUAUCCAUUUGCAUUUAUUUAAGUUCCAUGUUUGUGGAAGAGAUACGAGUGACAUUUGGAAGAACUUUUAUGACUGAAAGGGAAUUGUAAAACUGGAUUGAGAAAGUUGUCCGAGGUUGUGAAGAUUUCUGUACUCGUUAGAUUAAUCUUCAUGUACAUUACUUGUGGAAACAUGAGUACGGAGAUCUGGCAAGGAAAGUCAUAUUUAAACUCUCUUCCUUGCUGGGAACUAUAUUGUGCCUUGUACUCGUAUACUUAUGUGAACCACUUGGGAGGUUUUGUUUAAUGAUUCUCUGAGAAUAAGGGAUGUUCAAUCUGAUACUUAUUCUGGGAAGAAAUUCCGAGUCUUGGCUGUUUGUUGAAUUUCUUUAAGAAGAUUUUCCUUUUGUGGUAUUUAUGUAGAAGAAUCAACAAUCACUGAUUCUCUGGAUUUUUCACCUAACGUUUUUCCAUAUUUUUGUGAGUUAUUUAUUCUCUA